Messenger RNA from Punica granatum (pomegranate), 2392 nucleotides. NCBI's taxonomy places the organism in Eukaryota, Viridiplantae, Streptophyta, Magnoliopsida, Myrtales, Lythraceae. The record is from RefSeq and is a predicted model, not a curated record.
AAAUGGUGGGUUAGUGCCUUGAACUCAAAUCCUCAGCCAUGCAGUUUAAGGAAACACCUAAAACAGAACCAAAAUCAAAACAAAAUAAAAAGGCAGAGAGAGAGAGAGAGAGAGAGAGAGAGAAGAACAAGAGAUGGAAGAAGAGAGGAGGAGGAGGAGGAGAGAGCAGAAAAAAAAAUUAACAACAAUGUCAGAAUCUGCAUCAAUGCCAUCAGCAGUAUGAAUAUGAAAUAUAUUAUCCCUCAGAUCUCAUCUGACAAUUAUCUGAUAGAUCUUCUUCCUGCCCCCAAGAGACAACCAAACCAGACAGAAGAACACAAUUUCACUUCUCCCCUCUUCUUAUCCAUUGAUCUCUCAUCUCUGUCUCUGUCUCUGUCUCUGUCUCUGUCCAUCACUCUCCCUCCUGUCUGAUCCCAUAUCGUGUUUCUGUGCUUUUGUUUAAAUUUACUCUUUGUACAGCUAAGUUCUGUGCAUGAAACAUGCCAUAGUUCAGCCUCUGGAUCAAGUUCCCAACCCAGGUUCAAGGUACUCAGAAACAGGGACCAGCAAGCCAAACAAAGAAACAAACACCCCUCUUCUUCAUUCUCUGACUCUAAAUACACAUUAUAAAAUACAAGUUGAAAAAAAGCAACCCUUUUUUUAAAAAAAAAUUCCUGGGGUGCAGGGAUUUGUUUGGUUUCUUGUCUGAGAGAGGAGAGGACACAUUUUCCUUUUGAUUUGGCCCAUACCCUUUUGGUCCCUCCUCCAUCUUGCACCAAUUUAAUGGUGUCUGGUCUCAGUGGGCAUCAUAUAUAUACAGUCACCCCAAGCUUGCUUCUUGAUUUCAAGCACAAGAAGAAGAAGAAGGAGAAGAGGUUGGACCUGAGAUUGGGUCUGAGUCUGAUUCCCAUUGGGUGGUUGAACCAUAUUAUAUUCUUUGCAGGCUCAUUUGGUUGAUCUUGUCUUUAUUUAGAUAGUUACAUCACGUACAAAUACAUCCACGCUUAAGCACACACGUAGUUGCUAGCUCGAGUAUAUCGUUUGUCAUCUUCUCUAUUAGCUCGAGAGAUGGUUAAACCGUGCUGGAGACCCUCGGUGGAAGGGGAUGGAGGGACCUGCCGGAGGGGAAACUGGGGCAGGAAGGUUGAUGGGCUGUUGUGGUGCCGGGAUUCGGGGCAGCACUCUUGCGGGGAGUUCUCGAUGGCAGUGGUUCAGGCGAACAACCUGUUGGAGGACCAGUGCCAGAUCGAGUCGGGGCCAUUGAGCUUCAACGGAGCGUGCCCGCUCGGCACGUUCGUCGGCGUUUACGACGGGCAUGGUGGGCCUGAGACUUCCCGGUUCAUUAACAGCAGCCUCUUCUGCAAUAUCAAGAAGUUCACGUCAGAUAAUAGAGAGAUGUCUGCAAACGUGAUCAAGAAGGUCUUCUCUGCCACCGAGGAAGAUUUCCUCGCUCUCGUGAAGAAGCAGUGGCAAGAACAACCACAGAUUGCAUCAGUCGGCUCGUGCUGCUUGGUUGGAGUCAUAACCAAUGGGCUUCUCUACGUCGGGAAUGCGGGAGAUUCAAGAGCAGUGCUUGGGAGAUCAGAGAGGAGCACAAAAAGGAUCACACCCGUUCAAUUAUCUACGGAGCACAAUGCAAAUAUAGAAUCUGUGAGAGAAGAGCUCCGGUCUCAGCAUCCCGAUGAUCCAAACAUAGUCGUGAUGAAGCACCGAGUUUGGCGAGUUAAGGGCCUCAUCCAGGUUUCGAGAUCCAUCGGUGAUGCAUACCUGAAGAGAGCGGAGUUCAACAGAGAGCCCCUACUGGCUAAGUUUAGGCUCCCCGAGACAUUUGAGAAGCCCAUCUUAAGCGCAGAACCAUCCGUGCACGUACACAGACUCCAGCAAGAAGAUCAGUUCGUUAUCUUUGCAUCAGACGGCCUGUGGGAGCAUCUCAGCAACCAAGAGGCCGUAGAUAUCGUCGAUAACAAUCCCCGGAAUGGGAUUGCAAGAAGGCUUGUCAAAGCAGCCAUGAAAGUGGCUGCCAAGAAGAGGGAAAUGAGGUACUCGGACCUGAAGAAGAUUGACAGAGGAGUUAGAAGACACUUCCACGACGACAUUACCGUGAUCGUUCUAUUCCUCGAUAUGAAAUCCUCAAACCACAGGACCUCACCCCUGUCCAUAAAAGGACCCCGAUGAGUCUCCCUCCUUCCCACUCCGUGAGAUUAGGGACAUAAAACUCAUUAAGUCAAAGUCCCAAACCUCACUAAGUCGAAAUCUGAGAUAGGCAAAGAACUAAGCGGAAACAGCGCCCCAAGAGUCUCACCAGAUGUAACUGGGGGAAGACCAAAGCAUUUAUGAAGGGGCUUAGCCACUUCUGCUAGCUGAUUCGAAGAUAAUAGUCAUUGCUCCAUUGGAAGGGUACAAUUGACUUCAA